This is a messenger RNA of Pogona vitticeps (central bearded dragon), 4303 nucleotides long. Its product is annotated as calcium release-activated calcium channel protein 1. Lineage: Eukaryota; Metazoa; Chordata; Lepidosauria; Squamata; Agamidae. Gene Ontology annotation, biological process: store-operated calcium entry. Gene Ontology annotation, molecular function: store-operated calcium channel activity. Gene Ontology annotation, cellular component: membrane. The record is from RefSeq and is a predicted model, not a curated record.
GGGCGCGCCGCGGGGGACUCUCCAGCAGCGGCGGUGGUGGUGGAUCGGGCCCCGCCGCUCCCGGGCGCCCUCAUGAGCCUCAACGAGCACUCCAUGCAGGCGCUGUCCUGGCGGAAGCUCUACCUGAGCCGGGCCAAGCUCAAAGCCUCCAGCCGCACCUCGGCGCUCCUCUCCGGCUUCGCCAUGGUGGCGAUGGUGGAAGUCCAGUUAGACGCUGACCACAACUACCCGCCAGGUCUCCUGAUCGCCUUCAGCGCCUGCACUACCGUCCUGGUGGCUGUCCACCUCUUCGCCCUCAUGAUCAGCACCUGUAUCCUCCCCAACAUCGAGGCCGUGAGCAACGUCCACAACCUCAACUCCGUCAAGGAGUCCCCCCACGAGCGCAUGCACAAGCACAUCGAACUGGCCUGGGCCUUCUCCACCGUCAUCGGGACCUUACUCUUCCUGGCGGAGGUCGUCCUUCUUUGCUGGGUCAAGUUCCACCCUUUGAAGAAGAAGCCGGCGUCGGCGUCCGGAGACGGCCAUCCGGCCACCAACGACACCGCCUCCGCCAUCACCGCCGGCGAGGCGGCGGCCAUCACGUCCACCACCAUCAUGGUCCCCUUCGGGCUGAUUUUCAUCGUCUUUGCGGUCCAUUUCUACCGCUCGCUGGUGACUCACAAGACGGACCGGCAGUUCCAGGAGCUGAACGAACUGGCCGAAUUCGCCAGGCUGCAAGAUCAGCUGGAUCACAGGGGGGAUUCCUUGCCCCCUCCCGGAAGCCACUUUGCUUAGGGGGGGGAAAGGAGGAGGAGGAAACCAAGAAACGAACGAAGCCGAAACCACGCCAUGAAACAAAACCGAGCGAUGCCACGGGGGACACGGUUUCUGUUGUGUUCUCAACACCGUAGUGCCUGUCCGUGGGGCUCUACGGGAGGGGAGGGGUUGGUUUGGAAAAAUUUAGUAGUACUGUAUUUAACCCUUUUAGUGCUUUUUAAAAAAAAAAACAGAAAGAAAUCUCCAAUCUGUUCUCGUAACAUCUUGAAGGACUGAUGUUGGGAAGUCAUUCUGCUUUUGGGGCAACCUUCUCCUCCUCUCCUCCUUGGCCUUCAGGGUGUUUUCUUUGAAACCAUGAUUCAUGGGGCGGGUGGUGGUGGAAGGAUGCUUGUUGUUGUCAGGCUGGGAAAGGGUGGGGGGACAAGAAGUGAGGGGCUAGUAGGAAAGCAUCAUAUUUUUACUUUUCCAUGUUUGAUAACUGGCAGAGACUAGAAUGAGUCCCCACUCCCCCUUUUGUCAGAACUGCACCACCAGCCUACAAAUCAAUGGACUUGAAGAAGGGUUGAAUUUAUGAAUGACAUGGGGGUGCACACAUCAUGUAGUACUGGCGAAGGGCAGAAUGGCUCUUAGCAAGAGAAUUUGCUUUCCAAGAAUCAUGGCCUUUAGCUUUAUUUUUAUUUUUAAGAUCAACUAAGUUUCUAGUCCAUCUGGAAGCCAAGCUGUGCUUAAGGCUGAAGGAGAAGAGUCCUCACUCUCUUCCUCUUUAAUUGUGACAUGCAGGAAAGCGAAUUGUGUUGUGCAAAAUAGGGGAACCGGAGAAAAUGGUUUCGGCCUGCCAGAUUUGCAGAGAAUGGUUGGUUUUCGUGGCUGCCGAGUGUGGCCGAUUUCCUUGCAAAGUCUGGCUUCGUUUUCUUUCAAAGACGGAGGGGUGGAUUAAAGCACACAAUGGUCCAUUUGUCUCCGUGGCCGUGAUCCCAAUCAUCCUUGCCUUCGAGUAGAGUUCGCGGAACCUGAUGGCUUUUACUUCUCCAUAACUAUGCAUAAGAUAGGCUUGUAAGUUAUGGAGGCACUUAGAACAAAUUAUUUUGCAGUCAUGGGGCAGGAAGUGGUUUUGCCCGUGGAAACCUCUUUGUUCCGGACCACGUUAGUUGUUCGGAGAUGCAGAUUGGACCGACAAUGGACUGUAAUUCCCAUCAUCCACGGCCACCAUGGUGACUGUGGAUGAUGGGAAUUGCAGUCCAAGCAGCACAACACUGGAGAAGCUGGCCUUGGAUCUUUGACCGGGCUGCAGGACUUUCUGAAAAGCACUUGGAAAAAUAUAUAAAGAUGUUAUCCUAGAUGAGUAGAACUAAUCUUAACCUACCUGUCAAAGUGGCCAUUAAUUUAUAUAUUGUUUUUUUUAAAAAAAAAAACAUGUAUGUAUGUAAAUAUGAAGGAGUCACAUUCUGACAUCAAAAUCCUUAAUAUUUUUCGGAUCUUUGCUUUGUUGCUGACUGAGAGCCCUCCUGCCUUUUCCUGGAAGACGUUUCGGAUGGUUAAGAAAAUAAAUCUUAGGAGUAUUUUCUUUUGGUGCCUUGAAGCUUUUUGUCUGCAGGGGUAUUUUAUUUAUGCAGAGGAAUCGGAGUGUGUUUUGUGUUCCUGGUUUAUUUUAUCCUUAAGCAGCCACCCUCCCUGCUUCCCCUGGGAAGGUUAAUUACUUUUAUUGUCAAAAGCACUGUUUCCUUUGGAGUCCUGCCUUGGGUAGAGUUCCUCGUGGGGCUGGCCUUGCCGGGUGGAAUGCUGGAUGUGUUUGAAUUGGAGAGUUAUUUCAGGAUGAGCGUGUUUGUGUUUUCCCCUUGCACGCUUUCUGGUAUGUUUUCAGAGCCAAAGAGCGGUGUUCUCUGAGAAGCGUCCCUGUUAUUUUUUGCAGAAUGGAAAUGUUGCCUCUCCCACACCUCGCUUGCUUCAACUGCAAAGAAACCUCAGUGCCGUUUUUUAAACUUUCUAGUCCUCAUUAAUUAAAAAAAAUCCAGUUGUGUGCCCGUUCUGACUCCACAGCUGGAGAUCUAAACCACUCAGCCAUCCUGCCAGUCAACAGUGUUAGGAGCCCCGCUCGGAGGCCACAAAAAUAAGCAAAUAUUGAUCUCCUUUACAGAACAAAAUGUUUCCAGAAAUGGAAGGAGGGAGAGGCUCAAGGCCAGCUUCAUGGAGACCUAUUGCAUUCUGCGCGGUCAGAAACGUAAGGGGAACGGACAGGGCAGGUAACGUCCUGGAUUCUACCAGCUGAUGUGAGCAGCUUGGGUUCUAUCUAGUUCUGCUUCUUGUGGCCUAAAUCCAGUUUUUUAAUCCCAACUAGAGUGGAUCUAUUAGAUCAAUGGAAGCUUGAUAAGCAAUUUCCCUUACUGUGAGAUCCAGCUUGGCGUAAUGGAUCAGGGGAUCAGGCUAGAACUUGGGAGACCUGAGUUUAAAUCCAUACUCCGUUAUGGAAAUUCACGGGGCGGACUUUGCAUGGCGAGGAAGACUCUUAUUAGUAUCUUAUUAGCCCCUAAGGCUUUAUUAGGGUUACUCUUAAGUCGGAAGCAACUUGAUUAUGUGUAAUACCUUUCUUUGAUUUCAGAGGGGCUAGCUUAACUGGGACUACGGUUGUUUUUAAGCUUAUGAUUUGCCAGGAAGGAAAAAAAAGUCCAACGAGAACAUCUGUCUACAACCUGCUAGCUGGAAAUAGACAUCAUUGUGAAAGUAUGAUGCUUCUUUCUCUGCAGGGUUGGGAAAAAAUGGCUAGCUGCUGAUAUUCCUUGCUAUUUUGGGGUACUUGUGUGGGUGCUCUCCUACCGAGCAACAUCCAAAGCCCUUUUUUUUUUCUUGUUGGGGUUUGAGCUUCUUCGCCAUCUCCAAUAAGUCCUGUCCUGAACAGCUCUGCUCAACUCUUAUUAGUAACUCAAACCUAUGGCUUCCUUUAGGGAAUCGGUCCGUCUUAUAUUUGGUCUUCCUCUUCUCCUGCUGCCUUCAACUUUUACUAGCAUUACUGUCUUUUCCAGAGAAUCCUGCCUUGUCAGGAUGUAUUCAACGAAGGACGGCCUCCGUUUGCCUCCAGAGAUAAGAGUUCAGGCUUGGUUUGGAUAGACAGAUGCAAAAAAAAAAAGGAAAAACAAUGUACAAAUAUAUCUUUUUCUACUUUUUAUUCUCAAAAAUGAGUAAGAGAGCCAGUUCAAUGAUACCUUUUAUUCAUAGGAAUUCUUUGUAAUGAAACACGCAACAUGAUUGAGGGAAAUCAUAUCUGUACGUUUUCUGGAUCCCUUUAGGCAUGCACUCAUUUAUUUCUGCUGUAUCUUGGGAAGGAGACAGCAGAAAUAAAUAUUUCUAGACAAUUGUUAUAAAUAAGCAGACAAGGUUCUGUUUUGCCUGCUCUCUGGGUUGGCUUGAGUGUGUGUGGGAGUGUGUGUGCCUGUGUGUUUAUAGUUUUUAAAAUCACCUUUCUCUGCAGGAUUUGUACCUACUCUUGUUUGGAAAUCAUUGUUAACUAUGACUAAAAAUGAAACUAGAAAAUUAAAAUUAUUUUUCCAGUUUA